Molecule: messenger RNA, 4234 nt
Organism: Pungitius pungitius (ninespine stickleback)
Lineage: Eukaryota; Metazoa; Chordata; Actinopteri; Perciformes; Gasterosteidae
Gene: garnl3
Product: GTPase activating Rap/RanGAP domain like 3
Exons: 18
Coding region: 299-2218 (639 amino acids)
Biological process (GO): activation of GTPase activity
Cellular component (GO): cytoplasm
Molecular function (GO): GTPase activator activity
Source: RefSeq, a predicted model, not a curated record
CGACACCAAGCAAUUCCCCUCUUUUUUUUGUUUUUUUUUGUUUCUGUGAUUAAAAAGCUGUGCUGGUGGGAACAUCGCUGGUAGGCAAAAGGAGCGACGCUUCAUAUCUGCUCUUUGUCGCAGGUUGAAGAUUUUCUCAGAGGAGAGCGUUCCGCUGUUUGGACCCCCGCUCCCGUCUCCGCCUGUAUUUACCGAUCACCAAGAAUUCAGGGACUUUUUAUUAGUCAAAUUAAUCAAUGGAGAGAAAGCCACACUGGACACGCCAACGUUUGCCCAGAAGCGCCAGCGGACCCUGGACAUGUUGAUCCGCUCGCUCUACCAAGACCUCAUGCCUGACCUGCACAAGGUUCCUUUUUCCCCCCAGAACAUGUUGAACCGGCGGUCCUUCAGCGACGUGCUGCCCGAGUCGCCCAAGUCGGCGCGCAAGAAGGAGGAGGCGCGGCAGGCCGAGUUCGUUAGAAUAGGGCAGGCUCUGAAGCUGAAGACUAUUGUGAGAGGAGACGCCCCAACCAGCCUUGUUACCACCGGCCUUUGCAGAAAAGAGCCAUGGGAGUCCCAGUCCUUCUGCAGCACAUUCCCCUACGAGAUCGUGUGUGCCGACUCCUGGGGUCAGUCCCUGCUGGCUGCCACCGACGCGGCCGGGGUCCUGCUGCUAGAUGGUCCCGAUCCCGCCUCGCCCAACGCUGAGACGCAGGCCGUGCCGCCAGUUCAGGUGUUCGACAAAACCAUGGUGGUGAAGCAGGUGCACGUUCUGGAGCCUCAGGAUCUGCUCAUCACCAGGGCCGACAAAGGGAAGGACGCUCGGCUCUACGUGCACAGGCUCAGCACGCUCAAGAGAGGCCUGGAAGAGAGGCAGCUCGUCAGAAGCAAGUGUGACAGCCGGGAGAAUAAACUGGAGAAAACCAAAGGCUGUCAUCUGUACUCCAUCAACACCCACCACGGCUCAGAGCUGAGGAUUGUGGCCGCCAUCAGGAACAAACUCCUCCUCAUCACCAGGAGGCACCCGCGCUUUGAAGGCGUGAGCGCCGUCGCCCCGGCGGCCGACUCCCCCGUGGAGGAGUUUCAGUACAUAAGGGAGAUCUGCCUUUGCGACCCGCCGGUGGUGAUGGCGCUGGUGGACGGGCCGACGGGGGAAAACGACAACAUGAUCUGCGUGGCCUACAAGCACCAGUUUGACCUGAUCAACGAGAGCACCGGCGACGCCUACCGGCUGCAUCACGUGGACGCCAACAGGGUCAAUUUUGUAGCAGCCAUCGAUGUGUAUGAAGACGGAGAGGCGGGUCUGCUGCUGUGCUACAACUAUAUUUGCUACUACAAGAAGGUUUGUCCGUUUAACGGCUCCACGCCGAUGAUCCAGUCCAACACCUCCGACUUCCACUUCAGCUGGAACCAGAUGCCAAAUGCCAUUGUCUGUGCAUUUCCGUACAUCCUGGCCUUCACCACGGACUCCAUUGAGAUCCGGCUGGUCGUUAACGGCAACCUGGUGUACACAGCGGUGGUCCCGGAGCUACAGUUGGCCGCCUCGCGGUCAGACAUUUAUUUCGUCUCCUCGGCUCCGGUGAGCUCCGCCUCCAACUGCAGUUCCAGAGACACCAGCUCGCAGAGCUCCCCUCAGACGCCCACCGGCUACGAGAUGCCCGCGUUCCCCUCGCCGCUCGGCGACGAUUCUAUACGGAUCCCCUAUGGUACCAAGCUUUCCCUGUACAUGUCUAAGGAUGCCGAAGGUGAACCGGCAUGUAAGCACAUGUUCAAGAUCCCCCUGUGUAACUUGGUGGGGCGCAGCAUCGAGAGGCCCCUCACGUCCCCUCUGGUGAACAAGGUGCUGACGGCGCCGGGCCCCGCCGCGGCCCCCCCGACGCCGCUCAUCGCCGCCACGCACUCGCUGUCCCUGUCGCGCAUGGAGAUCAAGGAGAUAGCCAGCCGCACGCGCAAGGAGCUGCUCGGCCUGACGGAGGAGCCGAGUGGAAAGCCAGACGGCGGGUCGGUCAGACAGAGGAAGAUGAGCAAGAAGAACGCCGAGGACGACCCCAAGGCGCGGGCGCUGACGUCGACCAACAGCGACAGGUUAUCCUCGGAGUCCGUGGAAGAAGACCUGGAGCUGCAGCUGCGUCGCUCGCCCAGCUCGGAGGCCGAGCCGGAGAUGGUGGAGAGCCCGCCCCUCGCCAGCGCGUUCGGCCUGUCCGCGUCCUUCGAGGAAGAAGUCCUGGACCUAAAGUGAAGAGACGAGACAAUCCCCACCCUGCACUUCUUCUGCCCCCCCUCCCCCCCACACUUGUGUACUGUCACUAUUACUUUAAUUGUUUUAAUCGAUUUUUGAUUUUUAAAUGAAUUUUUUGGGGGUCCUUUCUCUUGCCUCUUUUUUUGUGGUCGUUUUGCAUCCCCGUGUCUCUGGUUUCUCCCCCCCCCCCCCCCCUCCCCCCAUUCAAUACAAGAAAAGAUGAGUGUGAGCGCACCCUCGGCCACAGAGAAUAAACCCAAAGAGGCGGUUGAGGUUGUGUCAGAUGCCGGGGUUCACUCGGCCUCCAGAUGAUGGUACCGGUUUGACCCCAAAAACACAAAAGUGAAUGUAAAUCUGCGCACACCGAGGCACGACGACAAAAAUCUCUGCGUUCACAAUUCAAUUCAAUAGAGCUUAUUAAUGUGUUCUGUAUAUUCUGUGAUUAUUUCCGAUUUCACUCUUAAAUGUUGUACGAUAUGCUACGUAUGUGUACAUCUGUUUAUACACGAAAAUGCACAGGCAGCGACGGGGCACGUGAUGCCUGUGAUGCAUAUUUAUAGAUAUAUUAUAAAAAUCAAUUUUACUCCCAAUAUUUAGCGAAAGUAUGACUUUUUAUGCUCACCGCACACGCUUCGGUUCAUCAUUCUCCGUAAUCACAAGUGUGCAGGUCGACGCGGCUGGAGGCAAAGUCUUCCACGAGGGCCACUUCCCAGCAUCCUCCACUGAACCACUCCCCUCACAGCCACCCGACACCCCCCCCCCCCCCCCCCCCCCCCCCGGUGUCUUGACAGUAGCAGCCGUGGUUGUGGUCCUCAUCAGAUUACUACUACAUGGCGUCCAACAGCUCCAUUCAGGGUGGGUGGACUCACUUACCGGAAGGUCCUCUCUCAUGAGAAUGAGGGCGUACUUAAAACUGCAUGACCUGCCUUUUUGCUACCUGUAAUGUGACUUCUGCUCCUUAAUCGCUUCCAUGGAAAAAAUUGUAUCGUCUGCCAACAUCGUAACAAAUAUGAAAGCAAACCUGGCGUGGGACAGAAGUGCGGGCGGUUUUUAACUGGGAACCAUUUCAAAUGCACCCAAGGGAAAAAAUUCUGAAUCGAGAGUUUUAUUCGUCACAAUCUUCCUCCGUUCAACUCAAAAAACGAUGAAGUGGAGUGGUGGUUAAACUCUUUGAACCUAAAACUGUCAAACUUCAUUUUCCCUCAUGCGUCCACCAUUCAACGUUGCGCGUGCACAGAAAUUUCAGGAGAAAGAAUUCAAGUGAUUUUGCAAUUGAGAGAACUCCCAUCCCGGAGCAGGUCAAAGUGAGGCGGUGGGUGAGGCCCAGGGAGAAAAGCCUUCGGGGUCCCAAUGGUGGUUCUGAUUUUUGCCCGUGGUGAGCAGGAGGAACUUGCACGAGCCUCCCGCUCUUCACGCCGUCCCUCCGUCCUCCCGCCCGUCUCCGUGGGAACACACUAGAACGCAAACUCUACUCUGCACAAGACUAGAAGAGGGAAGCAGAAGAAGGGGCAGGAGGGGCGGGCUCUUUUUUUAAGCAGGUACUUCAGUGUUUAUCACUCUGGGUGAGUGCGGGUGACUCGGGGUCCGUUUACGGAUUGUGACACUGCUUCCCCCCACCUUUUAGUGUUCCUUCUUCUCUUGUAUUUCUGUCCAGUACUCUUUGUUCCUACCUCCCCUUGGCAUUUUCACUGUUUUUUUUUUUUGUUCCGUUCUUUGUAUUUUUAAUCAAUAUUUCCUGGUUAGACUGUUGCUGAACCUCUCUGUGAUAUCAAAAUGAAAGAAAAUGGACAAAAAAAACACCAAGUGUCUUAAAAUAUUGUAUCGCCAUUGUUUUUAAUGCCAAGUACUACUUGUAAAUGUUUGUGUAUCAAAUGUGGCCUCAAAUGAAACUGAACUAUAUUAUUAAUAUUAUGAAUAUUAUUUGAGCAAUUAUUUUAAACAAGUGCUGUAGACCACUGCUGUGAAAGUAGUCGAUUCUGUUUAAUUGAUAUGUAAUAAAUAUUUAUGAAAAUAUUG